Puccinia graminis f. sp. tritici CRL 75-36-700-3 is the source of this 1443-nucleotide messenger RNA. RefSeq lists its product as uncharacterized. The transcript has a single exon. Lineage: Eukaryota; Fungi; Basidiomycota; Pucciniomycetes; Pucciniales; Pucciniaceae. The record is from RefSeq and is a predicted model, not a curated record. The coding region runs from base 1 to 1443 and encodes 480 amino acids.
AUGUCAGAUGCAGUUCCCCCACCCGGAGGCCAAGAACCACCAGCCGCCGACUCCACCCGCGACUCGACUCGCACUGCCGAUGGAUCUGAUAUGAGUACAGCCAAGGAAUGGUUCAAGGCGGUACUCAAGAUCCAACACUCGGCCAUCACUCAAGCCCAGGAGGACCGCCGUCAAGCCCUAGAAGAUCGCCGAGCGGACCGACAACUUUUUCUCGCUGUCCAUCAAGCCAGCGCAGAUCGCAUUGGUCGAUUGGAAGAUUUACUGCUAGCAAUGAAUAUCAAAAACGAAGUUAAUGCACGGACCGAACAACCAGCUCCGGGACGAAUCGACUUGCAAAAGUUUCGUACCUCCGAUGGUCCAACCUAUCGCGGGCCGUUUCAAGAAACGGAACCAUUUUUACGCUGGAUUCAUGGUGUUCAAAUUUUUUUUGAGACAAAGAGUGUCAGCAACGCGGCUGAUAAGAUCAAAAUUCUUGGGAAUUUAGUGGCGGAGACUAACCUUCAGGCUUUCUACGCAAACGAGGCGUCAAGUUUCCUCAACAAAUCCUGGGAAGAAUUCAAAAUCCGCAUGUUUGAUUUUGCCUUACCCAACAAUUGGCGCUCAGGACUACAACGGCAGAUCCGUAAACUCGACAUGUUACCGACCGAGACCUUUCUUGAUUAUAGCACGCGAGCUCGCACACUACAAAGCUUAUUCAACUUUGAUGCCGAGAAGUUCUCCAAGCUUGGAGAUCUACAACUAGCUCAAUUUUUGGUUUACGGCCUGCCGGAUUCCCUUCAAGAUAGGAUCUACGAACGCCAACUUCUAGAAGCUUCACCUUUUGCCUACGGUCAGUUCGAGAAACAAGCCAACGCAUCGUUCCUCGCGUUACAACGCCCCACAGAAUUACCAUCGCUAGCCAAGUCAACGUCCAACGCACCACCGACACUAGGUCGGGAUGAGUUCAUAUGGCGAGUCCAUGCGUAUCUGGAUUCGCAGGGACUCUGCCACUUCUGCAAGAAGCACUGCGGAAACGCAGCCGGAGCCUGCCCCGGACCAAUCGACCGUUCCCACAUCAAUAUCCCAAAUAACUUUCAAACACCAACCAAGCCGCUCGACUAUGUGGCCCCUCGCGCCCGGAGUAGACCAACCGCUGGCCCCGGACGAACAUCUCAACCCCCAGCUGGCCGACCCUCAGCUCGUGCAGCUAGUGUGGCGGGUAUUGCGGAAGUAUCACCCCUUGAAGCUCAGGUUGCCGGGUUAACCGUCGACGCGGCGAUUAGGGAAGAUGCACGCCUCGACCAUGAAUUUGACGAUGAGGGAUGUUUCCCAGCCCUUGGUACAGCAGCUGUGGCUGCACUUGAGGAUCUUGAUGCCCAACUCCUACAAAACGAAAUUGACCGGGCUACCCAAAUCUCUAGCGGUUGGACUGGUAACUUAGCAGAUGACAUUGCGGGUUGUUAG